Molecule: messenger RNA, 2500 nt
Organism: Microstroma glucosiphilum
Lineage: Eukaryota; Fungi; Basidiomycota; Exobasidiomycetes; Microstromatales; Microstromataceae
Exons: 4
Coding region: 50-2158 (702 amino acids)
Biological process (GO): methionyl-tRNA aminoacylation
Molecular function (GO): methionine-tRNA ligase activity; ATP binding
Source: RefSeq, a predicted model, not a curated record
CUUUUGCUUGUGCCCAGAAGAUAGUGCUGCUCUUGCAAAGUAUAUACUGAUGGCCUCUUGCUUGCCUCUUCGGCUGCAAAGGCUCAAGUUCGUUGUCACCGCUGCUCCUCUUGCGGGAUCAUCUCAGCACCGGCUACCUCGACUGCCUGCUGCCACGCGCUGGUCGAGUAGCGCACCUCCAGCAACAGGCAGCUCUGUCUCCCCGCCUGGCGAAGCAGGUCCCUCUUCCUCUACUCGUCCAUCUCCUUUUCUCUGCACCACUCCCAUCUUCUAUGUCAAUGCCUCUCCUCACGUGGGACAUCUCCACUCGGACGUACUAGCAGAUGUCCUCACGCGCUGGAGCUCCUUACGACACAGCGGAUGGUCGCCUGCUGCUCUUGCAGGGAAGGGUAAGACGCAGCCUCUGCUCUCCACUGGGACAGAUGAGCAUGGUCUAAAGAUCCAGAAGGUAGCGGAGAUGAGUGGAGAGGAUCCUCAGGCCUUGUGUGAUCGAAUCAGUCAGAAGUUCAGAGUCUUGGCAGACACUGCUGGAGUUGGGUACACCGACUUCAUUAGGACCACUGAGGACAGGCAUAAGGUGGCCGUCCACGAGAUUUGGCGUCGUCUCGUGGAUGCUGGCCAUAUCUACAAAGGAGCUCACGAAGGCUGGUACGCCGUCUCAGACGAAGCCUUCUACCCUCCGGCUCAGGUCCGGUCUGUCACUGACGAGAAGACUGGAGAGAAGUACCACGAGGCCAUUGAGACGGGGCAGAGGGUUGAGUGGACGUCCGAAGACAACUACAAGUUCCGCCUGUCGGCCUUCAAGAACAAGCUGGUGGAGUGGCUGGAGAGUACACCAGAUGCUAUCCUCCCUCCCUCGCGACACGCCGAGGUACUUGAAGAGAUCAGAACAGGUCUCGAGGACCUCUCCGUCUCGCGGCCUUCAUCGCGCUUAAGCUGGGGUCUGCCGGUACCAGACGAUACAUCGCAGAGCAUCUACGUCUGGAUUGACGCUUUAAUCAACUACCUCACCGUCACGGGAUUUCCUUGGAAAGCCCCUAGUGGCCAGAGCGAGGUCGGAGGCGAGGCUUCGGCUGCAAGCGCGGGCGAAGGCAAGGCACUAGCUGAAUGGGAGGGAUCCGCAUGGCCUGCAGACGUACACGUUGUUGGCAAGGACAUCCUCCGCUUUCACGCCGUCUACUGGCCCGCUCUACUCCUUGCCGCCGGUCUGCCCCUACCCCGGAAGAUCGUAGCACACUCGCACUGGACGAUGGGCAAGUCCAAAAUGUCCAAAUCAAAGGGUAACGUCGUUGACCCAUUCGAGGAGAUUGAAAAGUACGGGCAGGACGUCGUGCGCUACUUUCUCUGUCGAGUAGGGGGCAAUCUGGCAACUGACAGCGACUACUCUACAAGUACCCUCAUCGAGUACCACCGCAAGUAUCUAGGAGGUCAGCUGGGGAAUCUUCUUUCGAGAAUCACCUCGCCCCUAAUGCAAGAGCUGCUAAUGGGCGAGCUUAAGGAGAAGAGAAGGCAAGAGCGUGGAGACGUGACCAAGGAGGAAAAGGACAGACUGAAACCACUGACGAUUCGGAGGCACGUCAAGGGUGGGGCACGCCUCCUUGAGGUCAAGAGACCUCGGCCGGGGCAAAGACACGAGGAGCUCGAAGCGGCAAUGAACGCUCUGGGAGACAAGGUCGACUCAUGGAUGCAACGCGGCGAGGUGUCCAAGGCCCUCGAGGUCAUCUUCGACCUCCUAGCCCAAGUCAAUGCCUAUCUCCAAGAAGUCGAACCCUGGCGUAAGCACCCUCACUCCUCCACCCAUCGUCUCUCUGCCAUCUUCUACACCCGCGAAGCACUUCGAAUUACAGGAAUGAUGUUGCUUCCUUUUAUGCCAGGGAAAAUGCGAGAGUUGCUACGGGUGGGACUUGAUUUGGAUUUGGAAAAGGAAGAGGCUCUGUCGUGGGAUGAGGUGAGGAAAUUGAGGGGAAAGGUGGCCUUCUUGGAAAAGGAGGAGAAGCUGCUGCCGCUCUUUCCAAGAUUGGUAGAGGAGCAGCCGGUUGGAAAGGGAGGAGCCGGAGGAGGAGGCAGGGGAGAGGACAAGGACAAGAAUAAGAACAAGGGGGACAUAAAGGACCGAGGCAAGGAGCCGAGAACAAACCAUCGACCCUCAAACUCGUGAGGAUGUAUGAUACAGUGUUCGAAAGCGUCUUCCCCAAUUACUAGUCGUUCACGAUCGAGCUACCAAUCAAUCACCAGUGACAACCACAAAGCACAGCCUGAACCUCUAGUCUUGAUUCUUUCAUAUUCAAUCUUCCUUUGCUACUACUGCUUGCAUUGUUCUGCCUCAUUCCAGCUUCUUCCAACGUUCGUCGUGUCCCUUCAUGCGUACAUACGUUCAUCUGCUCCCUUCUUUUUCAUUUCCUACUCCUCCGUUGAUACCCUACUCCGCUACUCCGGCUCCCCCCUCUUGCGCAUUUUUCUAGUCGUUGAAGUUUUCCCACCUCGCCUUCCAUAUUCGCCC